GCAAGAAGGCGCCUGAGUGAGGGCCUGUGUGUGGGGAGAGAGCAGCACCGCCUGAGGGGAGGUGUGCGGUGGUGCUGGGCUUUGUUAGGGCGAAAAGGGUUUUGGUGAGGGACACCCCCUACAUUCUGGUCUGCGUGAGGGGAGCUGAGCCUAGAGAGAAGUGUAGGAUUGUCCCUGAUGAAGGACCCCCAUGAAGGUGUGUAUGUGGGGAGUAGUGGAGAAAGAAAAGGUGUCUGAGAAAUUAAUGUGGAGAGUAUUUUGGGGUGCUAUCUAGGAGGAACAGAGUUAAAAUUUUGAAGUGCAAGUGAAAGGAAUAUUAAUAGAGGAAAACGAUGUUUGGGACAGGAAAGGGAAAAGGAAAGUGAUGAAAGUGACUGGGCAGGUUUUAUGGGGUGAAAGCGGUAAUGUAGGUCGUGCCAAGGAUUAAAUAAAAAAUCUGGAAUAUAGAGAACCAAGUAAGUUUUCACAAACACUGAACGGAAUUCCUUCUUCAAACACAGUCAGCAGUGGAAUGGACCCCUUCCAUGCUUGUAGUAUUCUUCAACAGCUGAAAACCAUGUAUGAUGAAGGACAACUGACAGAUAUUGUAGUGGAAGUGGAUCAUGGGAAAACAUUCUCCUGUCAUAGGAAUGUUCUUGCUGCAAUCAGUCCUUAUUUCAGAUCUAUGUUCACUAGCGGCCUUACAGAGAGUACCCAGAAAGAAGUUCGUAUAGUUGGUGUUGAAGCAGAGUCAAUGCAUUUAGUAUUGAACUAUGCAUAUACCUCCAGAGUAAUGCUGACAGAGGCCAACGUUCAAGCUUUGUUCACUGCAGCUAGUAUCUUCCAGAUCCCUUCCAUACAAGACCAGUGUGCUAAAUAUAUGAUCAGUCAUUUGGACCCACAGAACUCCAUUGGGGUGUUUAUCUUUGCUGAUCACUAUGGUCAUCAGGAACUCAAAGACAGAUCACAAGACUACAUUCGUAAAAAGUUUCUGAGUGUCACCAAAGAGCAAGAAUUUCUUCAGUUAAGAAAAGACCAACUGAUAAGUAUACUCGACAGUGAUGAUUUAAAUGUGGACAAAGAAGAACAUGUUUAUGACAGCAUUAUAAGGUGGUUUGAGCAUGAACAAAAUAAGAGAGAAGUGCACCUUCCAGAAAUAUUUGCCAAAUGCAUCCGUAUGCCUCUGUUGGAAGAGACAUUUUUAGAGAAAAUCCCUCCCGUGUUUGCACAGGCUAUGGCCAAAAGCUGUGUACAAAAGGGACAACAUAGUGCCAAUGGCUAUACACAACGGCUUGGAAUGACCGCUUCUGAAAUGAUCAUAUGCUUUGAUGCUGCCCACAAACACUCAGGAAAGAAGCAAACAGUGCCUUGUUUAGAUUCGGUCACAGGGAGAGUGUUUAAACUAUGCAAGCCACCAAAUGACUUGAGGGAGGUUGGAAUUCUUGUGUCUCCUGAUAAUGAUAUUUAUAUUGCGGGUGGUUACAGACCAAGCAGCAGCGAGGUCUCCAUUGACCACAGAGCAGAGAGUGAUUUUUGGAUGUACGAUCACUCUGGCAAUAGGUGGAUUCCGAAAGCUCCUUUGUUGCGAGCCAGAAUAGGCUGCAAAUUGGUUCAUUGCUGUGGUAAACUGUAUGCAAUAGGUGGUCGCGUUUAUGAAGGAGAUGGGCGAAACUCACUCAAGUCUGUGGAGUGUUAUGACAGCCGAGAGAACUGUUGGACGGCUGUCUGUCCAAUGCCGGUAGCAAUGGAGUUUCAUAGUGCUGUGGAAUAUAAGGAUAACAUCUAUGUUUUACAGGGGGAAUUUUUUCUCUGCUAUGAUCCUCAGAAGGAUUACUGGGGAUUUUUGACCCCAAUGACUGUGCCUAGAAUCCAAGGCUUGGCAACUGUAUACAAUGACUCCAUCUACUACAUAGCUGGAACCUGUGGAAACCAUCAACGUAUGUUUACCGUAGAGGCCUAUGACAUUGAACAAAAUAAGUGGACUCGAAAAAAAGACUUUCCAUGUGAUCAGUCCAUUAAUCCAUAUAUAAAACUUGUACUCCUCAAAAAUAAACUCCAUCUCUUUGUCAGAGCUACUCAAGUCACUGUUGAAGAACAUGUUUUCAGAACCAGCAGGAAGAAUUCACUCUACCAAUAUGAUGAGAUUACUGACCAAUGGCAAAAAGUAUAUGAGACUCCAGAUAGGCUCUGGGAUUUAGGCCGGCAUUUUGAAUGUGUUGUUGCUAAAUUGUAUCCGCAGUGUCUUCAGAAAGUUAUUUAAUUUUUUUUUUUUUUUUCAGUAACAGGCCUUAGUGAUUUCAGUGGUAAUCUGAUGCUAGAGAAAACAUGUCUUAAAAGAAAACAAAGAAAUUCUGUCAGUAUUUAUUGUAAGCUGAAACAGACAGUUUUUUGUAUGGGGAUGGGUGCUCUUUAAAGGUUGCAGUCUGGGGAGGGAUUACUGGUUCAGUUUCAUAUUUUCUGAUAUUUUCCUGGGAAAUGAGAAGGAGGUUACAAAGUGCAAUUAUCAGCAUUUUUUUUCUGGUAAACACUUAAUCAUGUCAUACUAGAGGGGUGUUUUUGAGAGCAAAUUAAGUGGAAGAGCCAGGAUAACUAUGCACUACAGUAAAAGAAAAUCUAGCGUUAAUAGCUAAGGAUGUCCAAGAUGUUUUGAAGUGACUUUUCUUUUUUUUUCCUCUUUUUUUUUUUUUUUUUUUUUUUAAUACGGGUAAAAUUUGAGGCAAUAUCACUAAGGUGUUUUUUUUAUAUGUUUUAGAUUGAAAGUACAUACAGGAAUGAUAGAUCCUGAUUCAUAAUGAUUUUUUUGUACUGUUUUUGAAAUCUGCUAAGAUGUUUAUAAUGAUGUUUGUGCACUACAAUUUGAGAGGAAAAACUCAAGUCAGAAUUGGAACAUGGAGUACCUUUGUACUGAACAGAGGUCUGUUCAGAUUGCUGUACCACUUCCAGUCUGUAGAUUUUUGUUGAAAUUGAGCUUAAUGAUGGGGAGGGAAAUCCCAACACUAUUUUCUGCCACACAGAUGUAGUGCUGUAAAAACAUUUUUUUUUUUUAAACACUGCUUAAAACCUUUUUUUCAUCCCAUAAAGGGCUUUAAUCCAAAAGUUGAUGGUGCUAGUACAUUUAUACUACUUGUUUGUCUGAAAUAGGCUAGCCUUAUGCUACUGUUUAAGACUGCCUGUUAUUUUUCAUGGAGUAUGUGUCUGUCUUCAGGCCCUGUCCUGUCAUCAUAUUGUCUUUUUUAACAUAACAUUUUUACUGCAGUGGUAUUCUUGCACAGAAUGGUGACAGGAUAUGGCCUUAAUAAUACUGAUUUUUUUUUUUUUUCUUUUGUGUGGACUGUUCAUUCUGUCUCCACUGAAGUACAGUGCUAUGUGCAGAGUUGGCAUGUGCUGUAGUAAUUGGGAAAAGUGUGGCUUAACUUUACAAAUUAUUUUUCUUUUCUCCCCACAAUCAAGCCCUCAAAUACCUUUUAUGUCAUUCUAAUCUACAAUGUGAAAAUUUGCACUACUGAGCUGUCUUCAUUAUCCAGUGUAUUACAGAAAAAUUGACAAUGUGUCCAUGGCUUCAGUAAUCUUAAAUGCAGAUACACAAUAGGAAUCCAAUAUAUUGCAACACUUCUCUGUAUGUAUUUACCAUUUAGCUUAUUUUUAAGAUUUAAAUAAGGUCAAAGUUCAGCCUCUACUACAGUAGUGAAAACUGGAUUUAAAAGGGAAAAGAUGAAUCCUAAAACUGUCAGCUGUAAUUUCCCAGGUUUAAUUUGUUACAGCUCUAAUUUUUGCAGAGCUGUGAGUAUGUUAUCUUACUCUUCCCUAUUUUCUCAAAUUGACCUAAGUAAACCAGUUAACUUGAAACGGCAGUGGCCAUCACUGGCUGUAAGUGCUUACCAUUAUCUGGUUUAACAGCUGAUACUUCAGUAAGCCAAAUAUUUAGCUCAUUGUUUAUCCCCCUGGCAUGGCUGAGGAUUUGGAUAAUGUUUGUUUACUGUGUGGUCUUACUGUUCCCAAAUGGAAUUUUUCUAAUACACAAAAAAUACUCGCCUGGUUCUAUUUCUUAAUUCUUGCACAAAAUGUUUAAAAGGCAAAAACAAAAAAACUGUGAAAUGAAUAGGAAAAAAAAUAUGCCUCUCUGCAUUACAUACCUCAUUUUCCAGAGAUUCACCAAACCGCUGCUUUGAAAUGCGAGCACCUGAAUUUUUUGUCUGAAGUUGAAGUUGACAAUUCUUGCUAAGAUUGCAUUUUCCAACAGUGUUGAGGUGUGUUGUUUCUUUGUGUAGUUUUCUUCUGGCUACUGAUUUAUAUAUAAAUUCAUAGCCAAGAAUAGGGGUUUGUUGUUUGUUUGUUUUUUUUUUUUUAAGUACACUAAUUUUAGUUUUAAAGUUAUCCUUAGUCCUUGGCUAGCUCUCUGCGCUGUUGUAGGCCUCUAGCUGCAAGCUUUCUGAAGCACCCUCCCUAACAGUGUUGCAUUUGUGUGUAAAACCAUUUUUUUUUGCGAAGUGUUAUGUAACUUUUCUUGUUUUUUGUUUUUUUUAAGCUUGGUUGAAUAUUUACAAGACUUCUUGCUGCUUUUUGACAAUCUUCUAUAUUUAUUUAGUAGAACAAAUUUCAAUAUAUUACUUGAAACUAUGAAAUAGGAUUGAGUUAGCAAUUGACUGGUCAUGUGAUGUAUAGAAGUACAAUAUGCUGUGGUUAAUUCUGCAGUAGGUUUGUUAAUUUUGUUUAUCUGCACUAAAGUAGGAAGAUCUCCAUUCUGUUUAACCAUUCAAACUGAGGGCGUGAUCCAAGUCUGUAAUGUGUUUAAAAGCUAAAUCCUGGAACUUGCUGUGGGAGUAGAAUAUACUAAAUCUUUUGCAUGAGGAGUUUGUUGAGACAGUAAUGUAGCUGUGACAUUUUGCCAAUUCUUACAUGCUUUUACAUUUUGCUGAAAGUCAGAUUCCCGGUAAAGUUUUGCUUUAGAGUCGGGCUUAAGUAAACUUGCACAGCACAAAAAAAAAUAAUUAAAAAUAAUUGCACCAAAGGUACUGAGAUUUACAAAGUAAUCUGUACACUUUCCCCACUUGAUAUUUUUUCUGCAUUCAUUUAUUUCCCUUUAUUAAAUGAAUUUCUAGCAUUGUAAGGACUUAUGUGAGUGUAAAUCUUUUUUCCAAAAUUAUUAGCUUCUUUGAAGGGAAACAUUUUGUGAUUUCCGCUUGGUUCCAUCAGUAAAAUUUCUAAUAACUAAAAGCAGUUUUGGUGCACCAAUCAUGCAGCGUGUGUAUGUUCUACAAGAAAUCGAAGAGCUCCCUAUUCGUAAGGCUGUUUAGAAAUGGCAUCCAACAUUCAGUGCUCAGGUAUGUUAGUAAGAAGUACUGUAGUCCUAUGAGGGCAAAUGUGUGGAUUUUUAAACAUUUUGCCAUAAUUGCACAAUUUUGCAUUUUUACUUAAUGUCAUGUUAUGUUUCUUAAAAUAAACCUAUUGUUGAAAUACAA
Messenger RNA from Falco peregrinus (peregrine falcon), 5438 nucleotides. It is a transcript of the gene KBTBD8, whose product is annotated as kelch repeat and BTB domain containing 8. The transcript has 4 exons. Gene Ontology annotation, biological process: neural crest cell development. Gene Ontology annotation, molecular function: protein binding. The record is from RefSeq and is a predicted model, not a curated record. The coding region runs from base 512 to 2239 and encodes 575 amino acids. NCBI's taxonomy places the organism in Eukaryota, Metazoa, Chordata, Aves, Falconiformes, Falconidae.